Molecule: messenger RNA, 486 nt
Organism: Anoplophora glabripennis (Asian longhorned beetle)
Lineage: Eukaryota; Metazoa; Arthropoda; Insecta; Coleoptera; Cerambycidae
Exons: 1
Coding region: 1-486 (161 amino acids)
Source: RefSeq, a predicted model, not a curated record
AUGGUCAAAGAGUAUGCUGAGUAUGCUGCUAAGGGUAUCCGUACCAUCAGGGAAGGGAGAAACGGCCAAAUCGUUAUAGUACCCAAUAAGGCCGAUGACAUAAGCGCGGAAGAGGUCAAUAAGAGCUUAGUGCCAAUAGAAACGAUGGUGGUGAACACAAUAAAGAAGCAUCUGGAUGGUAAAGAAAUUAUUAUCAGAGGGAUAGAUGCAGUCACUACCAAAGAGGAUGUAGUAUCGGCGGUACUGAAUAAGCUGGAGAUCGAACCACAAGACUGUAAAGCAGGUAAUUUAAGACCUUAUUUUGAAUGUAAUCAUUCGAUUACCGUCACUAUCGAGAGAAGCAAGACUGACAAACUUCUAUUGGCAGGUGAAAUAAAAAUUGGCCUGAACACGUGCAGUGUUACCGAAUGGAUACCGGUAACACAAUGCUAUAGAUGCUGGGAAUUUGGCCACACCAGGGUGAACUGCAGAACUGAGAAGCAAUGA